Messenger RNA from Sinocyclocheilus rhinocerous, 1997 nucleotides. Its product is annotated as mitochondrial ribonuclease P protein 3-like. The transcript is spliced from 7 exons. The record is from RefSeq and is a predicted model, not a curated record. The coding region runs from base 209 to 1975 and encodes 588 amino acids. Gene Ontology annotation, biological process: tRNA 5'-leader removal; mitochondrial tRNA 5'-end processing. Gene Ontology annotation, cellular component: mitochondrial ribonuclease P complex; mitochondrion. Gene Ontology annotation, molecular function: protein binding; ribonuclease P activity. Lineage: Eukaryota; Metazoa; Chordata; Actinopteri; Cypriniformes; Cyprinidae.
UUCUAUCUAUUAAUUGUAGAUACAAAUAUUAUUAAAUAUAACUUCAUAGAGUUAGUGUGUGUUACUGUAUAUGUGUUGAACAGUAAAACAGACCUUAAUUCAUAAAGCAAUGAGAUUUUGAGACAGAAUAAGUCAUUUAUUAUACGUUUUACAUAAAGCACCUUUAAAGUAGCGCGUAGUCUGAAAAGUAAAGUGGACUGGUAGGGAAAUGAUGGGAUCUCUUGUUGUGUUAAAAUCAAGGACUUGCAUAAAGCAUCUAUGCACAUCAUGGGUUGUCAACCCCUUGUAUCUCAGGCCUGCUUUGGCUUGUUUACCACAACAAAACAUUGUGCAUGCUGUCAGGUUUAUCAUAAAUCCACACACACAAUAUUACAGCACAAAAGGAGACGAACAAGCACACGGCCGAGUUGCUAAAGAAAAAGGGUUCACUCCCAGAACAAGGCCUGCAUUCCCAAAUUCAGUAUUUACUGCUGGAACAGCCAGAAGAACGGCUGAAUAUAUGAAAAAGAGAGCUGGGGUGGAUACAGAAGAGCUAUCAAAUAAUACACCUUCGAGAGGCAGAGGGUCUGUGAAAGUUACCCUUCCUGAUCAUCCGCUGACCACAUCCGAAUGGGCAAAGUUCAAAGAGAGUUCCUCCAAACCUGAUCGCUUUGAGAUGCACAUGAUGGAAGGACUGCUGGCGGCUAAUGCAGACAUCAACAUCGCCAAAUCUCUCUUGGCCUACGUGGUUCAGGACAAAGGCACCCUUUCUUACGAACUCCUUUUGAGGUACCUCACACUGUGUGUCACGGGUGGGCACCACUCGGAAGUGUUUGACACUUACGACAUCAUGAGAACUUGCUUUAAGACUCUUGACACUGGAGCCUCGUCCCUGUUUAUUAAAGGUUUCAGUCAAACUGAACGCUGGAGGGAGGCGCUUGAGGUGUUGGAGGGGAUGAAAAAGGCCCUCCUGCCGUCUCCUCGUAACUAUAGUGAUGCCAUCGCUGGGGCGGCACUUCAUGGUGACGCUGGGACGAGCUGGAUGCUGUACGAUGAGCUCCUGGAACUGGGUCUCGUACCUAAUCAGGACACCUGGCAGUGCCUGUUUCAGAGCGGCAUCACUCAGCGUGGACAGGAGGACAAACUCUUUUCUGUCCUGUCAUAUAUGAGAGAUAAUCAGAUCUACCCUGAGGAGCCGCUGAUUAAAACUGUCAAAGCUUGGUUUGAGAGUUUACCGGAUCAGAAAUGGAGUGGGAAGUUCUCAUUUGUGGUCCCCAGUGGAGAGUGCACAAACUGCAAGGCAUCACUUGAAUCCAUUCAACUGACUGAGGAAGAGUAUGCUGAGCUGAAGGACAAAGUGAUGAAGAAAGUGAUAGAAGGAAGCGACAUCUUCAAGAAAACCACCCCAGAGGAGCUUAAAGGCUUUAAGAGUUUUGUGAAGCAGAGACCCCCCUUUGAUAUUGUCAUUGACGGUCUUAAUGUGGCUAACACAACACCCAAGGCCGCCCACUCUGAGACGUUGCUGGCAGUCGUAUCGGAGCUGCAACAGCAGGGUCUGAACAUCCUGGUCCUUGGCAGAAAGCACAUGCUACAACCUUCCCGGAACUGGGACAGACAAAACAUGAGCAAGAUCAAGCAGAAAGCCCACUGUUUCUUCACCGAGAACAUAUCUGAGGAUGACCCGUUUCUGCUGUAUGCUGCUUUGCACUCUGGCGUUCACUGCAACUUUCUUAGUCGUGAUCUGAUGAGAGAUCACAAAGCCUGCUUGCCAGACAGUGCAACCAGACGCCUCUUCUUCAAGUGGCAACGUGGCCAUCAGCUGGUGAUCAGUCAUUACGUCCCAGGAAAAAGAGUUCGAUUUCAGAGGAUCUCAGCAUAUGACACCAUCGUUCAGACCUCUGGCAGCUCCUGGCACAUUCCAUAUGAUGAGAAUAGAGGAGAUAGAGCCACAUAUGAAGUUCCUCAGAAAUGGCUCUGCCUCACUCAAGACCAUUGAGGCUGGAGUUACUACUAGUGUG